Messenger RNA from Tripterygium wilfordii, 2711 nucleotides. RefSeq names its product acylamino-acid-releasing enzyme. Lineage: Eukaryota; Viridiplantae; Streptophyta; Magnoliopsida; Celastrales; Celastraceae. Gene Ontology annotation, biological process: proteolysis. The transcript has 18 exons. The record is from RefSeq and is a predicted model, not a curated record. Bases 17 to 2521 code for a protein of 834 amino acids. Gene Ontology annotation, molecular function: serine-type endopeptidase activity.
UCGUUGGAUUGGUCCGAUGGGAAGCUCGGCAAUGCGGAAUCUCCUAGUGCAAAUGGGAACGAUACCUUUUUUAUCCACCACUCUCAACUACUCGCCCGUGGUAUUGCAUCGCCUUCCAUUCCUUCAUUCUUCUCGCCUUCAUCGUUUAUUUCGUUCUUCCACUUUCACUCGAGCUCCCUCUCUCCGACCGAUUUCUCCAUCCAUUAAAACAUUAUCCAGCUUUCUAGACAUGGAAGGUUCUAAAGCUGGCCUAGUAGAAGAAAUGCCACUGGGGUUAGAUGCAACUACUGAUGAAGAAUACGUGUCCCAGUCCAAGUUACUUCAAGACUUCAACAGCAUCUCCAGCAUUGAGAAGGCAUGGACUUUUAAAUCCGAGGGUGGAGUAGGUUCCCAGGCAAUGUUUUUAGUAAGCCAAUCAAAUCUUUUGGCAAACAAGAGGAAAAAAUUUAUUCUAUCUGCUAACAUUUCGAAAGGCACUGACAAAUCAGUAGAAUUCCAAUUGCCCCCAUUUCCUGUUGAGAUGAGCGAUGUGUCUGCAAUUGUUCCAUCACCAUCAGGUUCAAAGCUUCUUGUUAUUCGGAAUCCAGAAAAUGAAUCUCCCACAAAAUUUGAAAUAUGGGGGCAGUCUCAGUUGUCGAAGGAGUUUCACGUCCCCCAAUCUGUUCAUGGCUCGGUAUAUACUGAUGGAUGGUUUGAGGGUAUUUCGUGGAACUUCGACGAAACUCUCAUUGCUUAUGUUGCUGAAGAAACAUCUCCAUCCAGGCCUACAUUUAGUAGCUUGGGCUACAAGAACAGUGGCUCCACAAAGGAUUGCAAUAGCUGGAAAGGUCAAGGGGAUUGGGCUGAGGACUGGGGGGAGACUUAUGCAGGAAAGAGGCAACCUGCACUCUUUGUCAUCAAUGUUGACAGCAGUGGAGAGGUACAAGCUGUUAAAGGAAUCAAAACGUCCUUGAGCGUUGGCCAAGUUGUGUGGGCUCCAUUUACUGGAGGCUCUUAUCAAUAUUUGAUUUUCGUUGGGUGGUCAUCAGACACUAGAAAGCUUGGAAUGAAAUACUGCUACAAUAGGCCUUGUGCCCUAUAUGCAGUUAGAGCACCACUUUUGAAAUUGGAUGGUUCAAUAGAAGAUUUUCCUGUCUGUAACCUGACUCAGAGCAUGGGUAGUGCCUUUUUUCCGCGGUUCAGUCCGGAAGGAGAGCAUCUUCUGUUUUUGUCUGCACAAAGUUCUGUCGACUCAGGGGCACAUUGUGCAACAAAUUCGCUUUACCGAAUUGAUUGGCCAAGUGAUAGAAAGCCAAGUCCAACUGCCAAAAUAAGUGAUGUGGUUCCUGUCACCCAGUGUGGGGAGGAUGGUUGCUUCCCAGGGCUUUAUUGUUCUAGUAUCCUUAGUUCUCCAUGGCUUUCUGAUGGACACACUAUGAUUUUAUCUUCAAUAUGGGGCAGCAGAGAAGUAUUGCUUUCUGUGAAUAUAUUGAGUGGGGAAAUAUCACGUGCCACUCCUGCUGAUUCUGAUUUUUCAUGGCAUGUCGUUGCACUGGAUGGGGAUAACAUUAUUGCUGUGUCUAGCAGUCCAAUAGAUGUUCCAGAACUCAAAUAUGGUUAUCUUGUUGAGAAACCAAAGAGUGCUCAAUGGAGUUGGUCUGCUGUAUCAAGCUCCAUAUUCAGAUGCUCUGAGUCGGUUAGAUCUCUAUUGUCCUCUCUUCAAUUCAGUAUUAAGAAAAUUCCUGUCAAGGAUAUCUCCGAUUGCCAGACAAAAGGUGCUACCAGACCUUAUGAAGCUAUACUAGUGUCUUCCAAUUUGGAGAAUGCUUCUUCUGAUCCACUAAUUGUAGUCCUUCAUGGAGGCCCUCAUUCUGUCUCAUUGUCAAGCUUCUCAAAGUCCUUGGCAUUUCUCUCUUCAAUUGGUUACAGCUUGUUAGUUGUAAAUUAUAGAGGAUCAUUGGGAUUUGGUGAGGAAGCAUUGCAAUCUCUUCCAGGGAAAGUUGGGUCGCAGGAUGUCAAUGACGUGCUCGCUGCUAUAGAUUAUGUCAUCGACUCGGGACUUGUUAGACCUUCUAAGUUGGCUGUGGUUGGUGGUUCACAUGGUGGCUUUCUAACAACUCACUUGAUUGGCCAGGCACCAGAUAAAUUUGUUGCAGCAGCUGCGAGAAAUCCAGUUUGUAACCUUGCAUCAAUGGUUGGUAUAUCUGAUAUCCCUGAUUGGUGCUAUGUAGAAACCUAUGGAAGGGAGGGCAAAAAUAAAUUUACGGAUGCACCUUCAGCUGAGGAGCUUGCCAUAUUUCACAGCAAGUCUCCCAUAUCACACAUUGCCAAGGUCAAAACGCCCACCCUCUUUCUCUUAGGUGCUCAAGAUCUCCGUGUUCCUGUUUCUAAUGGUUUGCAAUAUGCGCGGGCGUUGAAGGAAAAGGGGGUUGAGGUCAAGGUGAUCGUGUUCCCGAACGACGUUCAUGGAAUUGAGAGACCGCAAUCUGACUUUGAAAGCUUCCUGAAUAUUGGUGUGUGGUUCAAGAAGUACUGCAAAUAAGAAGGCACAUCUAAGAAUUGAUGUCUUUUAUCCGUCAUUGAUUGGUGGAGGCUGCAAAUUUAAGCUAAUUGUUGAAGUACAUAAACAAUCUGUUAACUUUGAUAAGGGAAAUGCAGUCAUGAAAAUCCCAAUCCGCCAUGUAAAGACAGUCUUUAAUGGUUAAUAUGCUAGGUUAUUGCCUAUUAGCAUA